Oldenlandia corymbosa var. corymbosa is the source of this 1311-nucleotide messenger RNA. The record is from the annotation of a GenBank genome assembly. Lineage: Eukaryota; Viridiplantae; Streptophyta; Magnoliopsida; Gentianales; Rubiaceae.
AUGGCUUGCGGGAGUAUAAACUCCCAGUUUGGAGCUGUAGUUUUGUGGCAUGGUAAAGGGCAGAGCAUAUCUUCAAACUUGGAGCUCUCCAAAUGUAAACCCCAACUGAGACUCAGUUCUCUGGAUUCUUUAAGGCAAUACUGCAGUCCUUUCACACUUCAGUUCAAAUUCAAAGUCCCAUCACAAAACUUUGUCCGAUCAGUAGUCAUCAAAUGUGAUCAUCCACAAAAUGCAGAUUUUCCUCGCUACUACUCAAAGAAGGAGAAGAAGCCAUUCCCUGUACCUAUUGUUGAGUUAAGAAGAGCUGCUAGGAAGAGGUUCAAGGACAGUAGAGGCCAACCCAAGAAACCUCUUCCACCUCCUAAAAUUGGCUUGCUUGUGAAGAGUCUGAUUCCAUUGGCUUAUACUGUUUAUAAUGCAAGAAUUACAUUGAUUAACAAUCUCAGAAAGCUGUUGAAAGUGGUGCCUGUCCAAGCUUGCAAGUGGUGCAAUGAAAUUCAUGUGGGACCAGUUGGCCAUCCUUUCAAAUCCUGCAGAGGAUCAUCCGCCUCUGUCCGAAAUGGAGUUCAUGAAUGGACAAAAGCAGUUGUUGAUGACAUAAUCGUGCCUGUUGAAGCUUACCACCUCUAUGACCGUCUCCAAAAGCGCAUCACCCACGCAGAGAGAUUUUCAAUCCCCAGAAUUCCUGCAGUAGUAGAACUCUGCAUCCAAGGAGGGGUCGAUUUGCCUGAAUAUCCUACAAAAAGGAGAAGAAAACCCAUCAUAAGAAUCAGCAAAAGCGAGUUUGUCGAUGCAGAUGAGAGUGAAUUGCCGGAUCCUGACCCAGAAGAUCCUUCACCACCAUUAUUAACAGAAAUACCUGACACAGAAAUUAUUCCUCCCUCUACUGCAGAAGAAACUGUGGCUCUGGCAGAGGAGACGCUCAAAGCAUGGGAGGAAAUGAGAGGAGGAGCCAAUAAAUUGAUGAAAAUGUAUCAAGUGAGGGUUUGCGGAUAUUGCCCCGAAGUGCAUGUUGGCCCUAGUGGACACAAAGCGCAAGUUUGUGGAGCUCAUAAGCACCAGCAGCGUAAUGGACAGCACGGGUGGCAGACAGCUGUUCUCGAUGAUUUAAUACCUCCGAGGUAUGUGUGGCAUGUUCCUGAUGUUAGCGUUCCUUUGUCGCGAGAGCUUAGAACUUUUUAUGGUCAAGCCCCUGCUGUAGUAGAAAUAUGUGUACAGGCUGGUGCUGCUGUGCCAGAACAGUAUAAGCCCACGAUGAGGUUAGAUAUUGGAAUCCCUAAAAAUGCUAGAGAAGCUGAAAUGGCUGUUUGA